AUGUUGUCUUCGCUUGCAAAGUUUCGAUCUCUGCUGCAGUUGAGUAAAGUUGCUUGUCCAGUAUCAUCAGUUACUCAAAAUGGCUCUGUACGCUGUAAAUGGACAGGAAAAGAAGAAAUUUCAGCAGAAGAUCCUGAAUUGAUGGCCCUUUUAGAGAAAGAGAAACACCGUCAAGUCCAUGGAUUGGAACUUAUUGCUUCAGAAAACUUUACAAGUAAAGGAGUGAUGGAGAUUCUUGGUUCUUGCCUAACGAACAAAUAUGCAGAAGGCUACCCAGGUGCCAGAUAUUAUGGAGGCAAUGUUUACAUUGACCAAAUUGAAAACCUGUGCCGGGAUAGAGCUUUGCAGUGUUACAGGCUGGAUCCUGAACGAUGGGGAGUCAAUGUCCAACCAUAUUCUGGCAGUCCAGCCAAUAUGGCUGCUUAUACUGCUGUGCUCAACCCACACGACCGCAUCAUGGGGCAAGACUUACCAGAUGGGGGACACUUGACUCAUGGCUUUAUGACUGACACUAAAAGAAUCUCAGCUACUUCCAUUUAUUUUGAAUCUAUGCCUUAUAAAAUAUCUCCACAAACAGGUCUUGUAGAUUAUGACAAACUUCACGAAACAGCCGUCCUAUUCAGACCACGUCUCAUCAUAGCUGGAACUUCAGCUUAUUCUCGAUUGUUAGAUUAUAAACGUUUUAGAGAAAUCUGUGAUGAUGUAAAUGCAUAUCUAAUGGCAGAUAUGGCUCAUAUCUCUGGAUUGGUAGCUGCAGAUGUCAUUCCUAGUCCAUUUGAUUAUGUUGAUCUAGUCACAACUACGACUCACAAAACUCUACGUGGACCAAGGUCAGGGAUGAUUUUUUUCCGGAAAGGUGUACGUUCUGUAAACAAGAAAACAGGCGAAGAAAUACAGUAUGACUUAGAGAAGAGAGUGAACAAUGCAGUGUUUCCAGGUCUACAAGGUGGGCCACAUCAGCACCAGAUUGGAGCAUUGGCAUUUGCUCUUAAACAGGCAAUGACACCUGAGUUUAAAGAAUACCAGGUGCAAGUGAUGAAGAAUGCCAAAGUUUUAGGUCAGACUCUUAUGGAUAAGGGAUACAAAUUAGUUUCAGAUGGCACAGAUAAUCAUUUGAUCUUAGUUGAUUUGAAAUCAAAAGGAAUUGAUGGAGCCCGUGCAGAAAGGGUCCUAGAAUUAUGCAAUAUUACAACAAAUAAGAACACUUGCCCUGGGGAUAAAAGUGCCAUGAUGCCUGGAGGGCUUAGACUGGGUGCCCCAGCACUUACCACACGAGGAAUGGUGGAAAAGGAUUUUGUUAGAGUGGGUGAAUUUUUAGAUCGUGGCAUUCAAAUUGGCCUGGAAGUCAAAAGUAAAACAAAGAAUCUGAAAACAUAUCGAGCCUUUUUGCUGGAAGACCAAGGAAUCCAAGAGAAAUUGAAAUCACUCACAGCAGAGGUUAUGGCCUUUUCGAGUCAAUUUAAUAUGCCAGGAAGGGACUUGUAA
Molecule: messenger RNA, 1485 nt
Organism: Acanthosepion pharaonis
Lineage: Eukaryota; Metazoa; Mollusca; Cephalopoda; Sepiida; Sepiidae
Source: the annotation of a GenBank genome assembly